AUGCCAACCCGGAUCGGUCGGAUCUCAUCACGUGGGACUCCGAAGAAGACGGGCUUCCCGACGGCGAAGCGGAUCAACAGUUCCGCGGCCUUGAUCGCCUGCGGUACAAAGGAGCGGAAGUCCCACGGGUGGACAGAUCUAUGGGGCCGUUCUACACUUGUCAAGGCCGGUGUCUUCUUCACGGAGACCCGGGAGCCUUUUACACGUCUCGAGGACCGCGCCCGGAACAAAGUGGCUAGGGUAAGGGAGUAUCACAAGAGGUAG
Messenger RNA from Letharia lupina, 264 nucleotides. RefSeq lists its product as uncharacterized. The transcript has 2 exons. Lineage: Eukaryota; Fungi; Ascomycota; Lecanoromycetes; Lecanorales; Parmeliaceae. The record is from RefSeq and is a predicted model, not a curated record. The coding region runs from base 1 to 264 and encodes 87 amino acids.